This is a messenger RNA of Tigriopus californicus, 957 nucleotides long. RefSeq lists its product as uncharacterized. The record is from RefSeq and is a predicted model, not a curated record. NCBI's taxonomy places the organism in Eukaryota, Metazoa, Arthropoda, Copepoda, Harpacticoida, Harpacticidae.
AAAAUUAAGUGUACCAAUGCGAAAGAAUUGAUGAACUCACUGAGACUGCAAGGAUGCUAUACUGCCAUUGGAGGUGAUUUUUUUCUGUUCGUGUUGAGAGUGAUGUAGCAACUGUCAUAACCGCAAGUGGACCAUGCCUAGGCAUGUUUAUGCUGGCCCAUGGACAUUGGCCUAUAAAAGCAACGCACGGUCAUGGAUUGAGCUAUCAGUUGUCCUUUGGAAUUUCUCCCAAACACACCCUCCACCUCCACCAUCUCCUCCUCCUCCUCUCAAACCCAAGCAUCAUGGUCUCGUGUGUCCUCCUAGUUUGUGUGGCCGCCUUAGGCGUGGCCCAAGCUCGUCCCGACAACCCUUACGCUCCUCCACCUCAGCCUUCAUAUCAUGUUCCCGAGCGAAAUUGCUCCGUGGAGUAUGAAAAGUCCGAGGCUGAGAUAUGUGUACCCACUCUAGAAACUGGCUGUGAGCCCAAGGAGGUCACCCUGAAGGCCCCCAUUGAAAAGGAGCAAUGCUUUACCAUCACAACCACGGAGUGCAAUGCCGAGAUCACCGAGGAAGAGAUCAAGAUCUGCGUUUACGUCUAUGAGAAGGAGGAGAAGCAAGCCACGGCCAAAGUGGCUGAUGUCAAGUACACCAAGCGAUGCGAUUCCAACUACAUCAACGUGUGCAAGCCCAAGCCUUCAUAUGGCUACAACAAGGAGACGGAGGAGGUUUGCAAGGAGGUUCCCCAAGAGACCUGCUACAACAAACCCCAGACUGACAGCAAGGAGAAGGAGUUGACUGUGACCAUUCCCAAGGCCGUUGAGAAGUGCGAAACCAAAAAGAUCAAGAUUCCCAAUGUGACCUGUGAGGACAAGAAGGAGGAGCGAUGCUUCAAGUUGGUCGCCUUGGAGGAAACCACCCAAGAGAUUGAGAAAUGUACUGUGUCUUUGGCCGAACCCAAAUGCAACCAGGUGUCUC